AUGCUGAUGCCGUCUACGCCCACGCUUUCUGUUGUCCCCGAAAAGUUAGGCUCGAAAAAGUUUGCAUUUUAAAUUCGCCCAUUCACUUCUUCUCCUUCUAUACUCUUUUCUCCGUUUCGCUCUUGUUUCACUCGCUCAUUUUCGUAUUUUCAGGCAAAACUUUGAGUGUACCGGAGAACGUUAAGCUGCCGGUGAGUUCAGAAUUCAUGGAUUUUAUGCACAGUUGGCGUUGUCCACGAGUAGUACACGGCCGCGGUGUGUGCGCCUUUCUCGGCCAUGUACUCCACGUGGAAAAUAUUCCCUUUUUUGGAUUUUUGAAAGACAACACGAUUUUUUCUUAUCAAUUAUCUUAAAUUAUCUAACUCACUUUCUGAUAAAUGUUGACAAAAAUUACAGAAAAACAUAAAUUAAAACUCUUUCUUUGGCAAUUUUCGCUAUCUCCAACUUAUUUUUUUGCAGAUACGGGUCGAUUAAAUCAAGCACAUUAGUUGGAGGAGCACACAAAAUGAUAUUUUUCAAGAAGAAGGCCAUUAUAAAAGUGCUCCUUCUAAUUCCCGUCAUCUGGCUCUGCUCACUCAUCUUCUUUGCCGCCACAAGUAAUAACAGUAAUCAGGUGAGCAGUACGGUUGACUUUAAAGCUAAACGGUCUUACUCGACUUUGCAGAAUAACAAUAACAUUGCGGAUGCGAUCGUCGCACAUCCAAAAGCGGUCCCAAAGGCUGAAAAGCCGAAUGUAAUUCAGGGAUUCGGGCCACCAAUCGAGCCGGAACCCGUUGCUCCAGAAGAGACUAACAAUGUGGAGAACGAGCAGCCGGGAGGCAAUCUGGUGAAGCCCAAGUUCAUGGUGGAUCCGAACGAUCCGAUCUACAAAAAGGGUGACACCAGCCAAGCCGGAGAGCUCGGAAAGGCCGUUGUCGUGGACAAAACAGUCCGUUUCUGCCUUUAUUCGGCUUGAUUAUAGUGCUUUAAUUUCAGAAAUUGUCUCCUGAAGAGAAAGCCAAGUACGACAAGGGAAUGCUGAACAAUGCAUUCAAUCAAUACGCAUCCGACAUGAUUUCGGUACAUCGGGCACUUCCAACUAACAUUGAUGCUGAGUGAGUCUAUUUUUUUCCAGAAGUCAACAAAGUCUGCCUCUUUUCAGAUGUAAAACAGAAAAGUAUCACGACAAUCUUCCGCGCACCUCGGUCAUCGUGUGCUUCCACAACGAAGCGUGGUCCGUUCUGCUGCGAACAGUUCAUUCUGUGCUCGAAAGAACGCCGGACAAUCUGCUGGAGGAAAUUGUUCUCGUCGACGACUUCUCUGACAUGGAUCACACGAAACGGCCCCUCGAAGAGUACAUGUCUCAGUUCGGCGGAAAAGUCAAAAUUCUGCGGAUGGAGAAGAGAGAAGGGCUGAUCAGAGCGAGACUUCGUGGAGCCGCAAUCGCCACCGGAGAGGUCCUCACUUAUUUGGAUUCGCAUUGCGAAUGUAUGGAAGGAUGGAUCGAGCCGCUUCUCGACAGAAUCAAGAGGGAUCCGACUACAGUCGUGUGCCCGGUUAUCGACGUCAUCGACGACAACACGUUCGAAUACCACCACUCGAAAGCCUACUUCACAAGCGUCGGCGGGUUCGACUGGGGACUCCAGUUCAACUGGCAUUCCAUUCCGGAACGGGACCGCAAGAACCGUUCCCGUGCCAUCGACCCCGUCCGUUCUCCCACUAUGGCCGGAGGAUUGUUCUCGAUCGACAAGAAAUACUUUGAAAAACUCGGAAGCUACGAUCCCGGAUUCGAUAUUUGGGGCGGAGAGAAUCUUGAACUUUCCUUCAAGAUCUGGAUGUGUGGAGGCACUCUCGAGAUUGUUCCCUGCUCGCACGUCGGCCACGUUUUCCGAAAGCGUUCGCCGUAUAAAUGGAGAACCGGAGUGAAUGUGCUGAAGAGAAAUUCGAUCAGAUUGGCAGAAGUGUGGCUUGACGAUUACAAAACGUACUACUACGAGAGGAUUAACAACCAAUUGGUACGGACAAACUAAGUACGGUUUAUUUCUGAAACUCAUUUGUUUGCAGGGUGAUUUCGGAGAUGUGUCCUCCCGAAAAAAGCUGCGUUCGGACCUCGGAUGCAAAUCCUUCAAAUGGUAUCUGGAUAACAUCUAUCCGGAACUGUUCGUUCCCGGAGAGUCCAUCGCCAAGGGAGAGGUACGCCACUUUCUUCCGCUUUCUUACCCCAAAACUAAGAAACCUCCCUUUUCUGGAUCAUCUUUCUCUCUUUUUAGAUUCUCGGUUUCUCUAAAAGUAUCUCUAAUUCUCACACCUUUUUUGUGCUUUUUUGUUCCCCAGCAUCCCCUACAGCUUUGGUUACGGCCAUUUGGGAAUAUUUUAAUCUCUCUAACCUUUCUCUCUCUCUCUUUCUCUUUUUCCUCCUCAAUUCCCAUUUCAAACCAUCUAAUUUUGGUACUGCUUGGUUCUGGGAGCCCCCUCGGUUAAUGUGUCUGUCCUUCAGGGAAACGUCCACUCAAAAUGAAAACCAAAAAAAUAAUCUGAUUACCGAUCUGACCGUGGUACCUUCGUGUCUGCCCCCCAUGCCGGGUAACUGUGCUGUUGCCUCAGCCUCGUGUUGUCUGCAUGUCUGUGUGCUCCCUUCAGCAUCCCACUCCCUUGCUGCAUGAUCAAUUCGACAUUGUCUGAAAGUAUUCAGACGAGGUGCAUGUUUUUCUUCUCCAAUCCCAUCUAGAACUUUUUAACUAGAACGUCUCAAUCGAAUUCUAACACUGAAUCAUCUCAAGUAACGCCAAUCCAGUCUCUCUCCGUCACUCUUAAAAUCUCAUAUCAUAUUUCUGAGAGUAUUCAGCACUGUUGUGUUGUGAGUGUGUAAGCAUUGCACAGAAUGACUGGAAUCUGUCCGUCAUUCACUAGAGCCUAGCACAAGACUCAGUCAGUCUUGCACCACAAUCCCCCUCUCUUUCGCUCUUUUCUCUAUCUGUCUUGAUGUGGUCGUUUGGUGUUUGAAGGUGCGCAACAGUGCGGUGCAACCCGCACGAUGUCUCGAUUGCAUGGUGGGCCGGCACGAAAAGAAUCGGCCCGUCGGCACGUAUCAGUGUCACGGUCAGGGCGGCAAUCAGGUUAGUCACCACAACGAGCACCUCCUGCUGCGUUUCAGCUGCGCAACGCGCAAUCAUCGCAAUGUCUGGACAGCGCCGUCGGCGAAGAAGUCGAGAAUAAGGCGAUCACGCCGUAUCCGUGCCAUGAGCAAGGAGGAAAUCAGGUUGGGCAAAGAUCACUUCGAACGGAGAAAGUAGCAAGCAAAAGAAGUCGAAGGAGCAGAUGGAGAGCAUCGGAGCAAAAGGGAAACCUUAGUUAAUACAAACUAUAACUAGAGAGUAGACAACAUUUCAGGUCUUUGAGAAAAGAAACAGUGUUGCCGGUUGUCGGGAGGUGUUUGGUGAACAGGAGUCCGAAUUUCAUGUCAUUUUCUGUUGUUCUCUGUCGAAGGCACACCUAAAUACAUUCACAACUCACUGUGUUCACCAUUCACUUCUCUACUGCCUCAAACUUAAAUUCCUUUCCAACUCUAUUCCCCCAUUUCUCCCGUUUUUCCCUUUCGAAAUGCUCUCAAUACAGUUGCGGAACGCCGGAGGCGGCAACCGUCAGUGCAUCGACUACAACACGGGCGGCGGGAAGCUUGGCAAAAAGUUUGGCAUGUAUGAAUGCCAUAAUCAGGGCGGAAAUCAGGUUUGGAAACAGUUCAAAUAGGUUUUAUUUUAAAAUGCUCCGAUGCUCUCUGAGUAAGUUUUAAUCAAAGUUUUCAGGAUUUUUCCUUGCUCGCGCGAUUUCAGAUAACAACCUUCGUUGUUUUCAGAGAUAAACCAGAGCUUUUUCAGUACUGGAUGUUAUCGAAAGACGGCGAAAUCAGAAGAGAUGAAUCGUGCGUCGAUUAUGCUGGAAAUGAUGUGAUGGUGUUCCCGUGCCACGGAAUGAAAGGAAAUCAAGAAUGGCGGUACAAUCACGAUGUAAGCCGACGGAAUCCCUUCAGAAACCCGUAGACUUCAUUUCAGUCCGGACGCCUUCAACACGCCGUCUCGCAGAAGUGUCUCGGAAUGACGAAAGAUGGCGCGAAACUCGAGAUGGUCGCCUGUCAGUACGACGAUCCGUACCAACAUUGGAAAUUCAAAGAGUACAACGAAGCGAAGGCGAUCGAGCACGGAGCCAAGCCGCCAAGCUAA
Caenorhabditis sp. 36 PRJEB53466 is the source of this 4196-nucleotide messenger RNA. NCBI's taxonomy places the organism in Eukaryota, Metazoa, Nematoda, Chromadorea, Rhabditida, Rhabditidae. The record is from the annotation of a GenBank genome assembly.